Molecule: messenger RNA, 756 nt
Organism: Eucalyptus grandis
Lineage: Eukaryota; Viridiplantae; Streptophyta; Magnoliopsida; Myrtales; Myrtaceae
Product: MLP-like protein 328
Exons: 2
Coding region: 63-518 (151 amino acids)
Biological process (GO): defense response
Source: RefSeq, a predicted model, not a curated record
UCAACGCAAGCCAGUUUUCUAACGAAUUUGGUGGAUUUUGGAGUUCCAAUAUUUGUGCCAACAUGGCUAAUUUGCAGGGAAAACUGGAGGCUGAAGUCGAACUGAAAGCACCAGCUGACAAGUUCUACAAGAUUUGGAGGAGCGAAACCCACAAAAUGCCCACCGCCACCUCCAAAAACAUUCAAGGAAUUAAAGUUCACGAAGGUGACUGGGAUCAACAUGGAGCUAUCAAGAUUUGGAAUUACACCGUUGAAGGAAAAUCCGAAGUGUUCAAAGAGAAGGUCGAGUUCGAUGACGACAACAUGUCAUUCACCCUCCAUGGCAUCGAGGGCCACAUCUUUGACACGUGGAAGGUCUUCAAAGCGGCUUGCAAAGUCGUCCCAAAGGGGCAAGGCAGUGUGGCCAAGCUGAGCAUGGAGUACGAGAAGUACAAGGAGAGUGACCCUAGCCCCGACAAGUACAUGGCUGUGCUCGUCGAUAUGACCAAGGAUAUCGAUGCUCACAUUGCAAGCGCAUGAAGGAAAAGAUCAUGUCACGACUAUUAUCGGAUAUGAAGUAGCGCUAUAUAAUGCUUGAGAUUUCUGAUACUUCCACGUAUGGCGAUGAUCCAAUAAAUCAAGCUGGUUGAUCAGGUGAUCUGAAGUUUAGUUGGGUUUGGAAAUAUGAGAUUUCGUGUAUUGUGUUCAUGUGGUAUUGUGUUUGUAAUAAAACGCGCUUGUGGUUUUUGCAAAAUGAUUUGUUUGGGGGAAGCUAGCA